This is a messenger RNA of Heterostelium album PN500, 1722 nucleotides long. It is a transcript of the gene dnpep, whose product is annotated as M18 family aminopeptidase. Gene Ontology annotation, molecular function: zinc ion binding; aminopeptidase activity. The record is from RefSeq and is a predicted model, not a curated record. The coding region runs from base 1 to 1722 and encodes 573 amino acids. NCBI's taxonomy places the organism in Eukaryota, Evosea, Eumycetozoa, Acytosteliales, Acytosteliaceae. The transcript has 3 exons. Gene Ontology annotation, biological process: proteolysis.
AUGUUCAAUAGUAGUAAGAGAAUACUUUGUAAUUCUAUCUAUUCUUCUUUUUUAUCAAAACCAACUUCAUUCAUUAGUAAAUCAAUAAAUACUAGAUUAUUUAUUGGUAUCAAUAGCAGUAAUAGCAGUAGUUUAGUCAGAUCUAAUCGAAAUCAUUACUUUACGAGUACUAAUAGUCAAAUUAAAUUAUCAUCAGAACAAUCUAAAACAACAACUACUACUACAACAACAACAGUAACACUAGAACAAUUAUAUAAGAAAAUGGAUCCAUUCAUUCCACACGCCAACAAAUUCAUUAACUUUAUUGAUAACUCACCAUCACCUUACCACGCUGUUGCGGUGCUUGCCGACGUCUUGAAGCAAAAGGGUUAUGUACAACUCUCUGAAAAGACAAAAUGGGAUCUGAAACCCAAUGGAAAAUACUUUUUCAUUCGUAAUCAAUCUUGUUUAUCCGCAUUCUGUGUUGGUGGUCGUUUUGUUGCUGGUAAUGGAUUUGCAAUUACAGCUGCUCAUACUGACAGUCCAAAUUUGAAAGUAAGACCAAUUUCCAAGGUUGAAUCCGUUGGAUAUUUACAGGUUGGUUGUGAAACCUAUGGUGGUGGACUUUGGUAUACUUGGUUCGAUCGUGAUUUGACUUUGGCUGGUCGUGUCAUUGUCAAGGUCGGUGAGAACAACUAUGAAUCCAAGUUGGUUCACAUCAAGCGUGCUCUCCUCCGUAUCCCAUCGUUGGCCAUCCAUUUAGAUCGUUCGGUCAACACCGACGGUUUCAAGAUGAACACUCAACGUCACCUCGUACCAAUAAUCGCCAGUCAACUCAACUCUAAACUCGUUGGAUUGGACGAGAACGUCGACAACACCAAACACCACCCACUCUUGCUUGACAUUCUCUCGAAGGAGUUACACUGUGCCGUCGGUGAUAUCGUUAAUUUCGACUUGUCCGUAUGUGACACUCAGCCAGGAACCAUCGGUGGUGCUCUCUCAGAGUAUAUCCACUCGCCACGUCUCGACAAUCUCUGUAUGUCGUACUGCUCGAUCGAAGCGCUCUUGAAUAUCUCUGAUGAGCAUCUCAAGAACGAGGAAUCUGUUCUUUCUGCAGUGCUCUUUGACAAUGAAGAGGUUGGAUCUACAUCGCCACAGGGUGCCUGUGCUCCAUUGAUUGUUGACACUGUCGACCGUAUCAACCAAUGUUUUGCCUCGCCAUCCGACAACCUGACAGUGCUCUCUGACAUCUCCAUGAGAAAGUCAUUCUUGAUCUCUGCGGACAUGGCUCAUGCCGUCCAUCCAAACUACGCCGACAUGCACGAACCACUCCAUCGUCCACAGAUGAACAAGGGUCCAGUCAUCAAGUACAACGCCAACCUGCGCUACGCAACAGACAGCACCUCUGCCUUUUACAUUCUCGAGCUCGCCAAGCGUAACGGUGUUCCAGUGCAAGAGUUCCUUGUCAAGAACGACUCGGCAUGCGGUAGCACCAUCGGUCCAAUCAUCUCUGGUAGCUACGGUAUCAAGACUGUCGACAUUGGUAAUCCACAACUCAUACCACCUUGCUCCAAAGAUUCUAUGAACAAUACACUCAAUUGGAAAAAUCAAUUCACGUCGACAACAUGUAAAAUCUUAUCAUCAUCAUCAUCAUCAUCAUUAUUCUAUUCGAUUCAUCCAAUAAAAUCAAUCGACCAACCAACACUGUCAUUCAACUGCAGUUUUAAAAGUAAGCAAAGCUAA